AUGGCUCCAGUGAUUCCUGAAAGCCAGCAGGCGACCAACGACCCUGAAGCUCACAGGUUGCCGCUAACUUCCGAGCCCAUAGUUGAAAUGUCCGUAGCGAGCUCGUCUUUGGACGAGGUAGAUGACUAUCUUGCACCAGACGGAGGUUAUGGCUGGGUCAUUGUUGCUUGCAUUCUGGGCAUCAAUGUUGUCACAUAUGGUAUCAACACUUCCUACGGCGUAUACAUUGCUUAUUAUCUCGAACACAACUACUUUGAUGGCGCGACUUAUAUGACUUACGCCUUCGUCGGCGGCUUAUCUGUGGGCAUAGCAUGGUUUUGUGCACCAGGGAUUAAUUAUCUUGUGAAGAGAUUUGGCCUGAGAAUACCCUUAUUCAUGGGACUUAUAUUCAUAUCCCUGGGUCAAUGCCUUUCGGGUCUCACGCAGCAUCUCGCCAUGUUUGUUGUAUGGCAGGGAUUGAUAUUUGGAAUGGUCAUGAGACUGGCUGGUGAUAGAGUUAACGAAUGGUGGUUCGACAAGCGACUGAGCCUAGCUCAAGGUAUCGCGACAACUGGGUCUGGAAUCGGAGGCCUGAUUUUUUCCAACACAACCCGGGCCGCCCUUGCGACCAUGGGCGUCAAGUACACCCUCGUCAUGAAUGGCUGCAUUUCCGCCGUUGUUCUCGUACCCUGUCUGGUGCUCUUGAAGGGUCGAACUGCAGUAAACGUCAGAGUCGAACCUCUCCAACUCAAGUGGUUUGUACACGGGACAUUCUUCUGGGUCUGGACCUGGGGAUUUUUUGCUGCCAUGGGGUACUUCAUUGCUUUGUAUUCUCUCGCGCCUUACGCAACAGAUGGCAUCGGGUUGACACAAACGCAAGGUGCCGCGCUCCAAUCCAUACUGGCAGGAGGCCAGAUUAUCGGCCGCCCAUUAAUUGGUCUGGCCCUCGACAAGGGCGGCCGCUUUAACAUGACAAUCAUUGCCAAUAUUGUUGCUGGAUUAAGUUGCGUGGCCAUUUGGAUGCCGGCUCGGUCAUUCGCCGCGCUUGUGCCUUACGCCAUCUUACAAGGCGUAGUAGGCGGCACAGUAUUCAGCGUCGUCGUUCCUGUAACAACGUCGGCGGUCGGGGUCCUUGAUAUGGGAUCGGCAUUUGCGAUAUUUGGACUAAGCGUGGUUCCCGCAACUACAUUUGGGCAACCAAUUGCUGUGUCGUUGAUCAAUUUCUCCAAGGAUACUCUUCUGAAGAGUGGGGGAGAUGUCUACCAAAUAUCAAUUGGACUAUGUGGCGGUUUAUUUUGGGUGAGUGCGCUCUUGCUGUUUGGUGGCAAGGUAGCCAUUCAAGGCAAUAUGAAGUUGCUUCAAAAGGCUUGA
Messenger RNA from Clonostachys solani, 1350 nucleotides. Lineage: Eukaryota; Fungi; Ascomycota; Sordariomycetes; Hypocreales; Bionectriaceae. The record is from the annotation of a GenBank genome assembly.